ACUAAUCCUCUUAAUCCCAGUCAACAGAGGCGGAGCAAAACCUCUCAUUGCGUUUUGCAGUUUUCUACCCGCAUUUACUGCGAGGCAUUUGUGCGGGGUGCGUGGCCGACGGACUUUACCGCAAUGUGUAAUAAUGUUGUGUUUUUCUGUAGAGUAGCUGUGUAAAACGGUGAAGUGGAGAAGGAGCAGAUGCUGCUCUGGCAAUGACUUGUCCCGGGAAGCGGAGCUUUCAAGCGGCGUUGAUCGUUCUGUCUGUCGCCCAGCUGACUGCAGGUCUGAAGUGUGUGUGCCAGCUGUGUGCCAACAACACCUGUGAGACGGGCGCAGACGGCGCCUGCUGGAACUCUGUGAUGUUGAUUGACGGGAAGGAGGAGACGGUCAAGUCCUGCCUGUCGCCCUCCGAGAUGAAGGGCCAGGUCUUCUGCUACAGCUCCCGAAACGUCUCCAAGAGGAACUGCUGCUUCACUGACUUCUGCAACAACGAGACUAUGCACCUACACCCAGAGAGGCCUUUGGAAGAACCCGGCUGGAGCAGGCUGCAGCUCGCUGUGGUGAUCCUGGUGCCCUCCUGCCUGUUGUGUGUGGGGAUCCUGCUGGGUGUGUUCGUUGUGCAGGGCCACCGCUGUGCCUACAGCAGAGCACAUAAGCAGGACCCAGAGGAGCCUCUGGAUGACCAGAUGCUAAUGUCCCCGGAUAAAUGUCUCAAAGAGCUGAUCUAUGACAUGAGCACCUCAGGCUCUGGAUCAGGUUUGCCACUGCUGGUCCAGCGCACUAUAGCUCGGACCAUUGUCCUGCAGGAGACCAUUGGGAAGGGACGAUUUGGGGAGGUGUGGCGGGGAAAGUGGCGAGGAGAGGAUGUGGCGGUGAAGAUCUUCUCCUCUAGGGACGAGAGGUCGUGGUUUCGUGAAGCAGAGAUUUAUCAGACAAUCAUGCUCAGACAUGAGAACAUCUUGGGGUUCAUUGCUGCGGACAACAAAGAUAAUGGCUCAUGGACCCAGCUCUGGUUGGUGUCAGAGUACCAUGAGCAUGGCUCCCUGUAUGACUACCUGAACAGGUACACACUCUCUGUGGAAGGCAUGAUCGUCCUCGCUUUGUCUAUAGCCAGCGGCCUGGCACAUCUCCACAUGGAAAUCAUUGGAACGCAGGGGAAACCUGCCAUUGCUCACAGAGACCUAAAGUCUAAAAAUGUCCUAGUUAAGAAGAACGGCACAGCAGUGAUUGCAGAUUUGGGUUUGGCUGUGAAGCACGACUCCAGCACCAACACCAUUGACAUACCGUCCAACCACAGAGUGGGAACCAAGAGGUACAUGGCUCCAGAAAUCCUGGAUGAGACAAUCAAUAUGCACAGCUUUGAGUCAUUCAAGCGGGCGGAUAUCUACUCGCUAGGCCUGGUGUUCUGGGAACUGGCCCGAAGAUGCUCUGUUAGGGGACUUCAAGAAGAUUUCCAGCUGCCUUAUUAUGACCUGGUGCCUUCUGAUCCGACCAUCGAGGACAUGAGGAAAGUGGUGUGUGAGCAGAAACUCAGACCCAGCGUCCCCAACCAGUGGCAAAGCUGUGAGGCUCUGCGUGUGAUGGGGAAAUUGAUGAGAGAGUGCUGGUACACCAACCCUGCUGCUCGACUCACCGCUCUGCGGGUCAAGAAAACGGUGUCUCAGCUGUCUGUCAUCAAGGACGUCAAAGAUUAGUUUGAUUUGUUGUCGUGCGGAUCAGCACUGGUGCUGGCACUGGUGCAACAUGAUGGACUGAGAGUUGUUGGAAACGAACAGGGAGAAACUGUUCUUUCCAACUGCCUGAGGCUGCCCUCUUCAGGACGCAACCACACUGUUCAUCCUCAGAGAGCAGGUUCAGGUUGUUUUUUUUGGUGCCAAAGUAUUGUAGAGGGAGGUGUCUGUGGCUGCUUUGCACAUAGACACCUAAUAAAAACAGUUUGAACCAAACAGUUGAAGAAAGAGCCAUAUGAAAUAAGAGUAUGUAUAAUGUAUACAGAUUAUUUUUGCUACCUCAGACAUUUAAGUGCCCAAAGCUUAAAGUUGCACAUUGUGAUGUUUUUGUGCCAUAUCUUGUAGCAAACACAGUAUUGCUGGGUAGGUAGUCUGCUAACUGACAAUCACGAAGGAUACUGGAUAAAUCGCCCAAACUGGUACUGACUUAAUUUGUCCCUGAUAAUUUGAGCUUUAAAGUUUUUGAAGUGCUUUUGCAUAGUUGCACAUGGUUUGUUGAAAGCUCCAUGGAAAGGUUAUGAAACAAUUGACAGAAAUACAACUGUGCAUUUCCUAGUGAAAGUGGAUCUAUAUAUAUAUAUAUAUUCAAGUGGGUUUUAAGUGUGAUUAAUUUCUGACUAACCACAGUGGCUCCCACAGUGACAAUCAGUCAGUCCAUUGGUUGCUCAUUCUGGUGGUCCAAACAAAUACUGAAUGGAUCACACUGACAUUUGGCACAGACAUUUGUGGCCCCCAGAGGAUGAAUCCUAAGAACUUUGAUGAUCCCCUGACUUUAAGUCAGUCGAGCUAAAACUAAUAAGAGUUGAGUCUUGGGUUAUCCCAUAAUCAUCACAGUAAACUGUUUAGAAGUUAUUCAAAAGCUUGACUUUUGCCUUGUGGGAUCAUUACAGUGGCUAUAUACUUUUUUUUGUCUUGUCCUUUACAUAAAAAGAAGAUAUAAACUCUUUCUAUAAAUUUUGCACAUUUAAAGCUUUUAGUCACUGAAAAGCGCUGCUCUCUGACAGGUGAAUGCUAGUUUGUUGACAAAUGAAAGCUCAUACAUGAAGUUAUGUUUUGUAUUUCUCGAAUAUAUUUAUUCACGCUGGAAGCAUGUUAUUGAAAUUGUGAAAUCUUAGCUGCCCUAAUGCACAAGUCCAAACUUUUUUUAAUUUUAGAAUUUAAUUUUAAUUUUAAUUGAAUUUCAGUAUUGUUAACAAUCGCUCCAAUUUUUUUUAACAGGGAAAUCUAACAACCACACACAGCACAUUUUUAUUUUACAAGCCUGAUGCUGUUUUGCACCAAGUUUCUUAUUAUACCAGAUAAUUUGAGACACAACAUAAGAUCAGAUCUUGAUAAAUAUCUUGAUGAAGCCAAAAAAGUCAAUAAAUAUAAAACAAGAGGAUAAUGACAAAACACAGAACAGACAAGUAUAUAUUAUUAAUUGUCUACAUUGUUAUUUUGUUGUAAAUCAGCUGAAGACAUUUGACUUGGAGAGCCCAGUUUGGGUGAUGGGUGCACAUAUGCUCACGAAUGCCACUGUCCGAUGAGGUCUAUAAAAUGAGGUCUUGUUAUAGCAGGCUUAGGGAAAGUGCUCACAGGUUAAACUGUACACCAUGUGUGCUUGUGCGUUCCCACGUGUGUGCAGGGGUGCCUGUGUGUGCAUGUGUGUUUCAUAUCAUGUGAAGUGAUCCUGUGUGUGAAUCUGAUUAAUCAUCGCAGUGUUCCUGAAACCGGUGCUUCGGAGAAAACUUUCCCAUGUUUCCCAUCCAUCAUGGCUUUUAAUUCAUGUCUAGCUCUUCGUCCUCAGUAAAUGUUUAUGUUUUUAGUUGCUACGGUGAGUUACACAGUUCAAUGUAGCUGCUUAGUAUCAGUGUUGACACAUAUACAUGUUCUACUGUUGUGAAGGUGUCAUGAUUACUGGAUGAUAAAGCAUCAGCUGUGUUGCCUCUUGAAAAUAAGCUAUGUACAGUAGCCUGUUGCUCUCUUGGCAAAUAUCAGUUCAUUUGCAAGUCUUCAUGAUUUUGUUUCUGUGAAAUGAUUAGUCGACUUUAAUAAUGGAAUCAUUCGACUUUAUGUGUUGCAUAUUACAGAUAGGAAAUAUUGAAAAUACAGUAUUAAAGCGUCUGGCUCUGCCCGUGUUGUAGUGUAAAGUUGUUUUUAUCUGAUGUUGAAUCUAUGUUGAGCCAAGCUUAUAUUUUGUCUAUUGUGUCAUAUCUGCUUCUCAAAGAAUCAGACAGGUGACACAGAAAAACUGAUAGCUAAACAUAUAAAAGACUUAUCAGUCAUUCCAAAGAGGAGUGAUCACCAUGUGCAAUUUCUGACUGGUGUCUUUUUUUAUAUAUUGUAUAUGAAAUUGCUAAAUAUUAACAAGUGAUACUGCUUUCAUAAACUAAGACCUACUUUUGAUUUAGAUUCAUGUUUUGGAUUCAUGUGAAACUGUUUUGUGUUGUUGAUCAGAUUUCAAGCCAUUGCAUUGUAUCUUUUCUCUUGCACUAUUUAUUCUGUAUAGAAAUAAGUGAUAUCAGUGGGUCAAUAAACUGUUUUUCAUGAA
This is a messenger RNA of Dicentrarchus labrax (European seabass), 4251 nucleotides long. Its product is annotated as activin receptor type-1C. NCBI's taxonomy places the organism in Eukaryota, Metazoa, Chordata, Actinopteri, Moronidae. Gene Ontology annotation, cellular component: plasma membrane; activin receptor complex. Gene Ontology annotation, biological process: activin receptor signaling pathway; nervous system development; protein phosphorylation. The record is from RefSeq and is a predicted model, not a curated record. Gene Ontology annotation, molecular function: ATP binding; activin receptor activity, type I. The coding region runs from base 204 to 1685 and encodes 493 amino acids. The transcript has 9 exons.